UUUAUAUGUACGUAUAUACAUAUGUUGUACAUACUUAUAUGCUCCGAAGAUGUUAAAUCGCAUAUGAACCAAAAAACUUUUCAUACUUAAUUCCAGCUUUUAUGUAAGAUGAAUAACUAUAUUUUGAUUGAGUUAAUCAUUACUUCGUGGCACAUUUUGAAAGCAUCUAAUGUAAAAAUAAAUAACGAAAAAGAUACUUGGCUCCGUAAGCAGCAGAUAAAAAAUGAAUCCAAUGAUGAAAUAGAAGGUGCUUUACCAGAAGUAGCGCUUCAAAUAGCGAUGAAAAACUACAACAAAGUUGCAAAGCCAAAAGGAGUCGUACAAGUUGAACUUGAUAUUCACAUUUUAUCAUUUGAUAACCUGGAUGAGAGCUCAAUGAAAUACAACAUGGAUUUUUAUUUUUCGCAAUAUUGGUAUGAUGAAAGACUAAAAAUUUUUCCAGAAAUUCCAGAUUGUUCCGUUAACAUUGUUGGAAAAAGUGUGGAAGAUUUCUGGAUGCCUGAUACUGUGUUUGUGAACUCGAAAGCAACCAAUUUCCAUUUUGUAACUGUAGAAAACCGAUUUACUACUGUAAAUCUAUCAAAUGGAAUGAUUUUACAUCAUGCAAGAAUAACCACAACUGCAUCUUGUCGAAUGGAUUUUAAAAAUUAUCCUUUUGAUGAGCAAACCUGCUAUUUAGCAAUUGAAAGCUAUGGCCAUGAUCAGUCAUAUAUAGUUUAUAAAUGGUAUUUAAAUGAAAAUUUAACUGAUGAAAAGUACAUUGCUGUUCAUGAUAAAGAAAUGGCAAACUAUGACGUCACCAGUGCUUUUAAAAGCUACGAAAAGACUCCUCAUCACGAAACAUCAUUUUCAAGUGCUACAGCAAAGUUUACAUUUCGCCGGCGCCGAGAGUACUUUAUUUUGCAAAUUUACUUACCAUGUGCGGUAAUUGUGGCAGUAACCUGGGUAUCAUUUUGGAUUACACCAGCUGCAGUUCCUGCGCGUUGUGGUAUCUUAGUGACAUCUUUACUAACGCUGAUCACAAUGCUUAGCAUUACUAACGCAAGUAUGCCAAAAGUUGGGUAUAUAAAAGCAUUGGACUUGUAUUUGUUUGCGUCACUUAUCUUUGUUUUUUUAUCUUUGAUUGAAUAUAUUUUAGUUCUCAACACCUCGCAUAAAAAAAAGAGAACAAGCACUUAUAAAGAAGGAAAUUUAUUUAUUGGUUCGCAAUUGAAGUCAGAUUACAAAUUUUCGGAUAUAGUCGAUUUUUCAAAAAACAUCCAAGAAAAAGCAGAUUUGAUCAAUGAUUUUAUUGAUUAUUCGAAAGAUGCUACAUUACUUUACCAGCAGUUGCACACAAAAAAAAUAAGUCAAAACGAAAGACCAGAAGAAAUUCACAUUAAAUGCGAGAGCCGAAAAUUGCUCAAUGAAAAGCUAAAGAUAAAAUUUAAAAACCGAAACUCAACAUUUUUUUUAGAAAACGAAAUUGUCGAGGUUGAGAUUGCUCCAAAAGACGAAAAUAUUUCGUUUUCUGCAAUUGAUUACUUUGCUCGCGUUUUUUAUCCUUUUUUAUUCAUUAGUUUUAAUGUAUUCUACUGGUUGUUCUAUUAUAGAAAUUGAAAGGCAAAGGUCUUCAUUUUUAAUGUUAUAACGAACAAAAGGCGUAUUUAACACUUUUUAAUGGUACUUAACACGUUUUAAUGGUGUUAAAGCGUAUUUAACACGUCUUAUCAUUAUUGGCAUUUUAAUCUUAUUGUCAUUAUUAAUUUAUUAUUUUAUUGUCAUUAUUAAUUUAUUAUUUUAUUGUCA
Molecule: messenger RNA, 1788 nt
Organism: Hydra vulgaris (swiftwater hydra)
Lineage: Eukaryota; Metazoa; Cnidaria; Hydrozoa; Anthoathecata; Hydridae
Product: gamma-aminobutyric acid receptor subunit rho-3
Biological process (GO): chemical synaptic transmission; chloride transmembrane transport; nervous system process
Cellular component (GO): plasma membrane; synapse; neuron projection
Molecular function (GO): transmitter-gated monoatomic ion channel activity involved in regulation of postsynaptic membrane potential; excitatory extracellular ligand-gated monoatomic ion channel activity; chloride channel activity
Source: RefSeq, a predicted model, not a curated record